AUGCCAAGUAGCAGGUUCGCGGGUUCUUUAACAACCCCAAAACUUGUUGUGGCAAUCGACAUGGGCAAUCCCUUUCUCAAUGUCACUGUUGAUGGUUUCUUGAAGGUUGGCGCCGUUGCAGCAACCAGAUCACUUGCUGAGGAUGCAUAUUAUGCUGUCAAACGAGGGAGUGUUUCAACCCGCAAUAUGGAGCAUACGUUAAAGAAGAUGUGCAAAGAAGGUGCUUAUUGGGGAACUGUUGCUGGCAUGUAUGUCGGAAUGGAAUAUGGAAUGGAGAGAAUUCGUGGCACUCGAGACUGGAAGAAUGCCAUGCUUGGAGGGGCGUUGACAGGAGCUCUGAUAUCUGCUGCCAGUAACAAGCAUAAAGACACGGUUGUGAUGGAUGCCAUUGCUGGGGGUGCUAUUGCAACUGCUGCAACAUUCAUCAACUAUCUAACAUGA
Molecule: messenger RNA, 441 nt
Organism: Dovyalis caffra
Lineage: Eukaryota; Viridiplantae; Streptophyta; Magnoliopsida; Malpighiales; Salicaceae
Source: the annotation of a GenBank genome assembly